ACCGUGACUUGGUUCACAAACCUCCUCCUGUGCUUGUCCUCAGACCUCCUGGUUGCUAAAUCACUGAUAAUUUCAGUGGCUAUUGUCUCGCCAAGGCAAUGCCAACCAAUGGGUAAGCUAAAUCUCAAGCGCACACCCGCUGAGGAGGCCGAGCGUGCUCUCCGCAAGGCUCGAAAAGCCGCAAAGAAGUCAAGGAGGUGGUCACAACUGUCGGAGGAAACAAGCGAGCAUGGAGAGCCUAGCUCCAAGCGGAGACACCGAGAACAAGCAACUGAUUCUUAUCUUGACGAAGAUAUCUAUGGCCCUCCGCCUCCUCCGUCAUCGUCAUCCGCGCACAAACCUGACUAUGACACCAUUCUUUCUGAAUUGGAGGACGCUCGCUUCAGGGAGAAAAUGUGGGACGCUCUACGUGAUGAUGAACGGUUGGAUGGUAUAGACGCUAGAUUUAACGAUUACGCCCAUGUUCCCGAUAGAUGGCGGACGAAUGCAGCCAGCAGUGGAAGUCAUGCAGACGAAACGGAUAUAGACCCGCGGUUCAUGGACGAUAACACGUACGCCGAGUGGAUUCGAGAAGGGAUGUGGAGGCGGAAGCACGUGCGAGAACACGGAGAGGAAACUCGCAGGAAGGCGGAAAGGGCAGCUCGUAGGACUAGGAAGAAGGAGAUGGAAGCAGAGGCGGCUAGACUCGAGAAGGUUGCGGAAGAGCGAAGAAAGCAGAAGAAAAGGGAAAAGGAGAGCCGGCGAGAGGAGAAUGCUCGAGCAGAGUACGACCAAAAGUGGAAGGAUCUCUUGGAUCCCAACACUCGGGAUGGCUCUCUGCUUUCCUUUGGCGAUAUACCGUGGCCACUGUUUGUGCCCAUGAUGCACUCAGAUACCACUCAUUCAGACUCAUCCUCGAUUACAUUGGAACACUUCACGGCGACAGCAAUCUCUGCAUUCCUAAUACCAAUUUCUACAAAAUUUGCGCUCGCUCAGGCCGCUGGUGUUUCGCUCCCAACUAACGAUCGUGACAAGAAGGAGAAGAAAGAAAAACUACGGGAGACAAUGUUGCGGUUUCAUCCGGACAAGUUUGAAGGACGGGUCAUGCGGAAGGUCCUCGAGGCGGACAAAGAUAGAGUAAGGGAGGCUGUGGGGCAAGUGGCUCGAAUUCUCAAUACUCUGAUGGAGGAAUAGAUUGAAGGUAGUGAUUCAGUUGGUAUCACAAGUAUUUGUGGCAUAUGGAACUCAUUAGUGCUUCAGCUUAUACAGAGGUUUGUGCU
This is a messenger RNA of Suillus paluster, 1259 nucleotides long. RefSeq lists its product as uncharacterized. The transcript is spliced from 2 exons. NCBI's taxonomy places the organism in Eukaryota, Fungi, Basidiomycota, Agaricomycetes, Boletales, Suillaceae. Bases 109 to 1173 code for a protein of 354 amino acids. Gene Ontology annotation, biological process: canonical NF-kappaB signal transduction. The record is from RefSeq and is a predicted model, not a curated record.